Messenger RNA from Rhodamnia argentea, 1494 nucleotides. RefSeq lists its product as uncharacterized. The coding region runs from base 1 to 1494 and encodes 497 amino acids. NCBI's taxonomy places the organism in Eukaryota, Viridiplantae, Streptophyta, Magnoliopsida, Myrtales, Myrtaceae. The transcript has a single exon. The record is from RefSeq and is a predicted model, not a curated record.
AUGGCUGAGCAAGCUGAACCGUUGGCCCGGAUGGAGCAAAGAAUGAAGCAACAAAUGGAGGAGCAAAUGAAGGUGGUCAACGACCAGAUGGCCCAAAUGAGAUUAAUGAUGGCUGAACUCAUAACCGGUCGGCGACAAUCGCCGGCUGCCCCAGCGGCACCUACGUUUCAAGCCCAAACGAGCUUUGAUCCCCGGAUAACCGCUCAGGGCGAUGGGACCUAUGAUGGCAUGCCUCCCCUUGAGGAUGUUGUUUUGCUUGGAGUUACAAACGCUGUCCCACCCCCCGUGAAUGUUAUCCCACCCGGAGUUCGGGGCACAACUCAAACUUUUGGGUAUACCGGUUUGCCCACAGCUCGGAUCGUCACACCACCCUUGGUGACCAUCCCUCAACCCAGAGGUACUAUCGGGAUAAUGAAUGACGAAAGUGCCAAGCUCUUGGCCAAGAUGGACCAAAGGCUACGAGAAGUCGAGGGGACUCGGAGCAUUGCCCCAAUCGACUUAUCGGUAUUUACCAGGGUCCAGGUGCCGGACAAGUUUAAAAUGCCGACCUUUGAGAAGUAUGAGGGAACCUCUAAUCCGAUCCAGCACGUUGAGAUGUACCAAGGUUUGAUGAAUAAGUAUGUCUCCAACGGUCCGCUUAUGGUUCAAACGUUUCAGGCUAGUCGAAGGGUGCUUGCCAUGCAGUGGUAUACCAACCACAAGAUCAACCGCAUGGAUUCAUGGGAGGAUGCAGCAAAUGCUUUCAUUAAGCAUUUUAAAUUCAAUUUAGAUGUCACCAUCUCUCGUGAAGACCUUGAGCGGACUGAGUUGAAAAAGGGGGAAACCUUGAAAGAGUAUGCAACUCGAUGGAGAAAUAUGGCGGGACAGAUUAUGCCCGAGCCACCGGAGCGAGACUUGAUGAAGUUGUUUGUAUCUACUCUCCCGUUGGCAAUCCGUUCGCGCAUGUCGGUUACGGCGGUCCGAACAUUUAGCGAGCUCAUUUCUAUGGGAGAGGAAAUUGAAUCUGGAUUGAAGAAGGGGUGGUACGGUGAAGCCACUGCUUUUGGGAAGCGAUUUCUUGGGAAGAAGGAUAAGGAUCACUCCCCCGAAGUCAAUAUGACUUAUGUCCAGAAGGUACCAGCUGACGUCCAGAAGAUGCAGGUUGCUCCUCAACGGACACCGGGCUAUAGUCGGCAGAAUCGGAGGACGAAUCGGUGCAAGAACCGAACGUUUACUCCACUUCCUGGUACACUUUCCCAAGUCUUGGACGUCCUACGCAAGAAGGGUCUGUUGUCCUCCGAGCCCCAACGUCCCAAUCCUGCGAAGUAUCCUAGGUAUGAUCCUACAAAGAAGUGUGACUAUCAUUCCAACGAACAGGGUCAUUCGGUCGAUGAUUGUCCCGUGCUCAAGCACCGGAUCCAGGAUCUACUUGAGACCGGAGCAUUUGCAUUUCAACCAACUGGUAAGCCCAAUGUUCAGAGCAACCCGCUACCGGAUCAUUCGGGCGAUAUUUGA